This is a messenger RNA of Myripristis murdjan (pinecone soldierfish), 1826 nucleotides long. RefSeq names its product E3 ubiquitin-protein ligase TRIM21-like. NCBI's taxonomy places the organism in Eukaryota, Metazoa, Chordata, Actinopteri, Holocentriformes, Holocentridae. Bases 186 to 1826 code for a protein of 546 amino acids. The record is from RefSeq and is a predicted model, not a curated record. The transcript is spliced from 2 exons. Gene Ontology annotation, molecular function: protein binding; zinc ion binding.
GAGGCGGAGCAACACUGGAAAAACAGGAUUCUUUCAACGUCAUAUUGCAGAAAGGCAAGGGAAAGUAAUUCAGCAACAUUAAUGCAGUUGAAAAGCCUCCGUUUGUCCCUCCAAAGAAAAUAAAGUUUGUCAAGACUUUCACAACAACACUGCAGAGUCAGAUUCACAGGUCUCAGUGUGUAGAAAUGUCUGCUGCCAGCUGUCUGCUAUCUGAAGAUCAGUUCCUGUGCUCCAUCUGUCUGGAUGUGUUCACUGAUCCAGUCAGCACACCAUGUGGACACAACUUCUGCAAAACCUGCAUCACACAGCACUGGGAUGUCAACACUCCUUGUCACUGUCCCAUGUGUAAAAAGCCUUUUCCCCUAAGACCUGAGCUGCAUGUCAACACUUUCAUAUCUGAGAUGGCUGCUCAGUUCAGGAAGUCGUCUCAAAAGAAAGCCAGCAGCCACUCAGACCAACGAUGUGCCAAACCAGGAGAAGUUCCCUGUGACGUCUGCACCGGGACAAAACUGAAGGCCCUGAAGUCCUGCCUGGUGUGUCUGGCCUCCUACUGUGAGACUCACCUGGAGCCUCAUCAGAGAAUCACAGGCCUGAAAACACAUCAGCUGAUCCAUCCUGUGGACAACCUGGAAGGCAGAAUGUGUAAGAAGCACGAUAAACUACUGGAGCUUUUCUGCAAGACUGACCAGAUGUGUGUAUGUCUGUUCUGCACCUUUUCAGACCACAAGUCACAUGACAUUGUUCCUCUGAAAGAAGAAUAUGAAGGAAAGAAGGCUGAGCUGGGGAAGACAGAGGCUGAAAUUCAGCAGAUGAUCCAGAAGAGACGAGUGAAGAUUCAGGAGAUCAAACGAUCAGUGGAGCUCAGCAGGGAAGAUGCAAAGAGAGAGAUGGCAGACAGUGUGCGGGUCUUCACUUCUCUGAUGCAGUCUGUUGAGAGAGGCCAGGCUGAGCUCAUUGACAUGAUUGAAGAGAAGCAGAAAACAACAGAGAAACAGGCUGAAGGCUUCAUCAAAGAGCUGCAACAGGAAAUCUCUGAGCUGAUGAGGAGAAGCACUGAGGUGGAGCAGCUCUCACACACUGAAGACCACCUCCACCUCCUCCAAAGCUUUCCAUCCCUCAGCGUUCCACCACACACCAAGAAUUGGACAGAGGUCAGAGUCCAUCGCUCAUCAUAUGUGGGGAGUGUGAGGACAGCUGUGGCUCAGCUGGAGGAGACGCUCAGUAAAGAGAUGAAGAAGCUGCUUGAGGCUGAGCUGAAGACGGUCCAGCACUUUGAGGUGGAUGUGACUCUGGAUCCUGAUACAGCACAUCCUGCUCUCAUCCUGUCUGAUGAUGGGAAACAAGUAAAUCAUGGUAAUGUAAAGAAGAAUCUCCCAGACAACCCAGAGAGAUUUUCUUCUUGUGUGUCUGUCUUAGGAAAGCAGAGCUUCUCUUCAGGAAGAUUUUACUACGAGGUUCAGGUUAAAGGGAAGACUGACUGGGAUUUAGGAGUGGCCAGAGAGUCGAUCAACAGGAAGGGACAAAUCACAACGAGCCCCAAGAAUGGCUACUGGACCAUAUGGCUGAGGAAUGAAAAUGAGUACAAAGCUCUUGCUGAUCCUCGUGUCCGUCUCUCUCUGAAGUCUCAGCCUCAGAAGGUGGGGGUGUUUGUGGAUUAUGAGGAGGGUCUGGUCUCCUUUUAUGACGUAGAUGCUGCAGCUCUUAUCUACUCCUAUAGCGGCUGCAGCUUUACUGAGAAACUUUACCCAUUCUUCAGUCCUCAUCUUAAUCAUGAUGGUAAAAACUCGACCCCUCUGACCAUCUGUCCUGUCAAUCAAACAGAUUAG